This is a messenger RNA of Penicillium verhagenii, 1323 nucleotides long. RefSeq names its product putative C2H2 finger domain protein. Gene Ontology annotation, biological process: ribosomal large subunit biogenesis. Lineage: Eukaryota; Fungi; Ascomycota; Eurotiomycetes; Eurotiales; Aspergillaceae. Gene Ontology annotation, cellular component: preribosome, large subunit precursor. Gene Ontology annotation, molecular function: nucleic acid binding; zinc ion binding. The coding region runs from base 1 to 1323 and encodes 440 amino acids. The record is from RefSeq and is a predicted model, not a curated record. The transcript has 2 exons.
AUGUCGUCGAAUCUUCCCUACACUUGCAACACCUGCCUCGUUGCGUUCCACCGCAACGAUGCGCAGCGGGACCACAUGCGCAAGGACUGGCACUUGUACAACAUGAAGCGCCGUAUCGCAUCUCUCCCACCCGUCUCCCAGGAAAUCUUCAACGAGAAGGUUAUUGCCGCUAAGGCGAACUCCACUGAGGCCGCCGCCAAGGCCUCUUUUGAGAAGACCUGCCACGCCUGCCAGAAGGCCUUCUUCAGCGAAAACUCAUACCAAAACCACGUCAAGAGCUCCAAGCACAAGCAGCGUGAGGCCCGCCUCAGCAAGGAAGGAGACAAUGCCUCGGUCAUGAGCUCAGCAUUCUCUGUUGGAGAGCCCGUUGGCAAGGCACGCGAGACCGACAUUUCUAACGUCACUGAUGACCUCAAGUCCGCUACCAUCGCGGAGGACAAGGAGGAUGAGGAGAUGGAGGAGGUGAAGGAUGAGUUCUCCUCAUCACAGUGUCUUUUCUGCCGUACCGAGUCUGCCGACGUCGAGGCAAACGUCGAGCACAUGUUCAAGAACCACGGCAUGUUCAUUCCGGAGCGCAAAUACCUGGUCGAUCUGGAGGGUCUGGUCAACUACCUGUACCGCAAGAUCACUGAAAACCACGAAUGUCUUUACUGCCAUGCCAUCCGCAACAACGCUGACGGUGCCCGGACCCACAUGCGUGAUAAGGGUCACUGCAUGAUCGCCUUCGAGGCCGAAGAGGAACAGAUUGAGAUUGGCCAGUACUACGAUUUCCGCAGCUCUUACUCUGAUGAUGAGGAAGACGAUGAUGACGAAGAUGAGAACAUGGCUGAGGCUGGUGGAGUGAAGAUCCAGUCAUCAGAUGCCGAUGAUGCCGGCUGGGAAACCGAGACCUCUGCCUCCUCUCUGGACGAUGGCGAGUCCCACACACACCGCAAGGCUCCUCUUAUCUACCAGGAUGAGUACGAGCUUCACCUUCCCUCCGGCAAGAGUGUUGGUCACCGAUCGCUUGCCAAGUACUACCGCCAGAACCUGCACAGCCAUCCCAGCCCUGAUGAGCGGGCUGCUCGCCAGCUUGCUAUCGAAAAUGGCGAGAUCGAGGAAGAUGAGCCCAAGUUCCGUGGACGUAACCAGAACCGUGCUCUUAUCUCUCGUGGUAACGGUGGUAAUGGUAUGCUCACUGCCACCGCUGAGCAGAAGAAGACCGCCCUGGUCGCGGAGCGCCGUGAUCGAACUCGCACCAACCGUGCCGUCAACCGCUGGCGCGCUGGAAACGAGAGACAGAACAACUUCCAGAAGCACUUCCGCGAUCCCCUCUUGCAGUGA